UGACCGCCGCGGGGGCGAGCACCGCCAUAACCGAGAUCGCGUCGCGGGUGCGAGCACCACCAUUACCGAGAGCCCGUCGCGGGUGCGUGCACCGCCAUUACUGAGAGCCUGUUCCGUGAGGUCGAGUCGCGGUUACCCGGACCUGGUCUCCAGGCCAAGCCGUCCGAUCAGUGAAAUAAUUACACACAAGAGAAAUCCUUGAAAUGUUUCGACCUAAAGUUACUCUAAAAGAUCGGCAACACCUUUACCGACUCAUUAUUGGCCAGCUGCUAUAUGAUGGAUACAUGAAUAUUGCAUCAAACCUGAUCAAUGAGAUCAAGCCACCAUCAGUUUGCUCUCCCUCCGAGCAACUAUUGCAUCUCGCAAAGCUUGGGAUGGAAAAUGACGACAACACUGUACAGUAUGCUAUUGGAAGGUCAGACACCGUGGCUCCUGGUACAGGUAUUGACAUGGAAUUUGACGCUGAUGUUCAGACUAUGUCCCCGGAGGCUGCUGAGUACGAGACAUGCUACGUGACAUCACAUAAAGGGCCAUGCCGUGUCGCCACCUAUAGCCGAGAUGGACAGCUGAUUGCUACAGGCUCUGCUGAUGCAUCUAUCAAGAUUCUGGAUACAGAGAGGAUGUUAGCAAAGAGUGCCAUGCCCAUUGAGGUGAUGAUGAAUGAGACAGCUCAACAGAAUAUGGAAAACCAUCCUGUAAUUCGCACCCUGUAUGAUCAUGUAGAUGAGGUCACCUGCCUUGCUUUCCAUCCUACAGAACAGAUACUGGCAUCAGGGUCAAAGGAUUACACACUGAAACUUUUUGACUAUUCCAAACCUUCUGCCAAAAGAGCAUUCAAGUAUCUUCAGGAAGCAGAAAUGCUCCGCUCCAUCUCCUUUCAUCCUUCCGGAGACUACAUUCUAGUGGGAACACAGCACCCCACUCUGCGAUUGUAUGACGUCAAUACCUUCCAGUGUUUUGUGUCAAGCAAUCCCCGUGAUCAGCACACAGAUGCUGUCUGUGCUGUGAGCUAUAAUCCCAGUGCCAAUAUGUAUGUGACAUGCAGUAAAGAUGGCAACAUCAAGCUGUGGGAUGGAGUAUCGAAUCGCUGCAUCACAACCUAUGAAAAAGCACAUGAUGGUGCAGAGGUGUGCUCAAUUAUGUUCUCACGAAAUUCGAAGUAUGUUUUGUCAAGCGGAAAGGAUUCUAUUGUGAAACUGUGGGAAAUAUCAACUGGCCGCACAAUGGUUAAAUACACAGGAGCAGGGUUGAGUGGCAGACAGACGCAUCGCACCCAGGCUGUCUUUAACCAUACUGAAGAUUAUGUGCUUCUCCCCGAUGAAAGAACAAUAAGUCUUUGCUGCUGGGACUCACGUACAGCUGAACGCAAGAACCUCCUGUCUCUUGGACACAACAAUAUUGUUCGUUGUAUUGUGCACUCUCCUACCAAUCCUGGUUUCAUGACCUGCAGUGAUGACUACAGGGCCAGGUUUUGGUAUAGAAGAUCCAGCACUGAUUGAUUCAUACAACUUAAGUAUGAGGAGGUGGAGAAAUGAAUCCUGGUCACAGUACACUGAGAAGAAGAUGGGAAGCAUUGUAGGAAAUGAAGUUCUUUCAUCUAGCUCUAUAAACCGCCUUCUUGACAUUCUCCAAAUUUUGACCUGAGAGGGUUAACAGAAUGAAUUCUGAAGUAUUGAUUUGCUGUUGCUAAAACAGUACAUUGUUUGUAUGAAGGUUCCCAGCUUGUUGACCUCCGUACAUUUGUAAUUGUUUGAAAUCCAUUUGGUUUUGUUCACCUUUUAUUCCUUGAUUAUGACAACAUAAACAUUUUGUCGUAAGGGAAA
Molecule: messenger RNA, 1823 nt
Organism: Chiloscyllium plagiosum (whitespotted bambooshark)
Lineage: Eukaryota; Metazoa; Chordata; Chondrichthyes; Orectolobiformes; Hemiscylliidae
Gene: cstf1
Product: cleavage stimulation factor, 3' pre-RNA, subunit 1
Biological process (GO): mRNA 3'-end processing
Cellular component (GO): mRNA cleavage stimulating factor complex
Molecular function (GO): protein binding; RNA binding
Source: RefSeq, a predicted model, not a curated record